UGUUCUUGUACCGCCCACUUGCCCUUGAGAAAGGUAAAUUUCGUUUCUCGUCCUAUGAAAGAGUCGUCUUCCUCUCUUUUCCCGUAUAUACCUGCUACUUCUGGUUCCUGUCUAUCGUCAGACGUCCCAUCCUCUGUCUGAGUCCUUCAUACGCGAAAAUAUUGGUGUGAUCGCAACUGAUGAACAAAAAAAAAGAACCUGUGUUUCUUGGUCAUCAUUACUUUCUGACGUGUCAUUGCUUGUUUUAUUGCCACGGUGUUGAUCCUUUCCCUUUUUACUUUUCUAUACUCUCCCUAUUGAUCUAUAAUUCCAAAGAUGUGCUACGCCUCAUAGAAUCUUCCUUUUUCUUCUUCUUUUUCCUUCUUUUUAUUAUCAUUUCAUCAUUCACUUCAUCACUUUCUUAACAAUCAUCUUGUGUGAGGAGGAUUCUGGAUACACGGAGGAAAAGGAAUACCAAAAAUACGUGCAUGUCAUUCGGGACCAGAGAGAGAAUGAGAAACUUUCAUUGUGGUCGCGCCUACGUCCUUACUAAACUUUCGGUGAUAUCCCUUCUUUUACCCCUCUCCAGUUCUUAUAUACAACAAUGUCUGCUGCCGACCACACCGACGAUCUUAUCGAUUACGAUGAAGAAGAGGAACAUAUUGUUCAACCCAAGACAACCCACAACGAGCCGGAAACAACCGGUGCAGAUGACGAGUCAAAGAAGGACAAGAAAGGUUCCUAUGUUGGUAUUCAUUCUACUGGUUUCCGUGAUUUCUUGCUGAAGCCUGAAUUGUUGAGAAGUAUUGUUGACUGUGGUUUCGAGCAUCCAUCUGAAGUUCAGCAAGAGUGCAUUCCUCAGUCUAUCCUCGGCAUGGAUGUAAUUUGCCAGGCUAAGUCUGGUAUGGGUAAGACUGCUGUGUUUGUGCUGGCCACCCUCCAGCAGAUUGAACCCGUCGACGGUGACGUAUCUGUUGUUGUCCUCUGCCACACCCGUGAGUUGGCUUUCCAGAUCAAGAACGAGUACGCACGUUUCUCAAAGUAUCUCCCCGAGAUCCGCACCGAAGUGUUUUACGGAGGUGUACCUAUGACCAAGGAUGUAGAAACCCUGAAAGAUAAGACCAAGUGCCCUCACAUCCUCGUCGGUACUCCUGGCCGUGUACUUGCCCUUGUGCGUGACAAGUAUCUCAAGCUGGGAAAUGUUAAGCAUUUCGUCCUCGAUGAAUGUGACAAAAUGCUUGAGCAGUUGGAUAUGCGUAGAGAUGUUCAGGAUAUCUUCAGAUCUACCCCCCACCACAAGCAAGUCAUGAUGUUCUCUGCUACUCUUGCAAAAGAGAUGCGCCCAGUGUGCAAGAAGUUUAUGCAGAACCCUCUUGAGAUUUAUGUCGAUGACGAAGCCAAGUUGACUCUCCACGGUCUCCAGCAGUUUUAUAUCAAAAUGGAUGAGCGUGAGAAAAACCGAAAACUCAAUGAGCUUCUUGAUACUCUCGAGUUCAACCAGGUCUGCAUCUUUGUGCGGUCCGUUCCUCGCGCCAAUGAACUUAACCGUAUUUUGACUGACUGCAACUUCCCCAGUAUCUGUAUUCAUUCCCAGAUGAGCCAAGACGAGCGUAUCAAGCGUUACAAGUCAUUCAAGGACUUUGAGAAGCGUAUUAUGGUAGCUACUGAUAUCUUCGGUCGUGGUAUUGAUAUCGAACGUGUCAAUAUUGUUAUAAACUAUGACAUGCCCGACAGCGCCGAUACUUACCUUCAUCGCGUGGGUCGUGCUGGUCGUUUUGGUACCAAGGGUCUUGGCAUCACCUUUGUAUCGGAUGACAAGGAUUCAGAGAUCCUCAAUGCUGUCCAGAGUCGCUUCGAGAUCAACAUUGUGCCAUUGCCCGAAGACAUCGACAUCAAUACCUACAUGACUUCUUAAACAAAGUGCAAUCGUCUUUCAAAUAAAUAAGUUUGGUCCAUCUUUGUGUUCUAUUUGAUUACAGCUUUCAAAUAAUUUUUGAUUAUAAAAAUAGAAAUAAAACUACUUGUACAUGUCGACCGAAAGUGUCUGCUGUAUUUUGAAUAACCAC
This is a messenger RNA of Phycomyces blakesleeanus NRRL 1555(-), 2045 nucleotides long. RefSeq lists its product as hypothetical. The record is from RefSeq and is a predicted model, not a curated record. The transcript is spliced from 3 exons. Lineage: Eukaryota; Fungi; Mucoromycota; Mucoromycetes; Mucorales; Phycomycetaceae. Gene Ontology annotation, molecular function: RNA helicase activity; RNA binding; ATP binding. Bases 584 to 1894 code for a protein of 436 amino acids. Gene Ontology annotation, biological process: mRNA splicing, via spliceosome; mRNA export from nucleus.